Molecule: messenger RNA, 854 nt
Organism: Gossypium raimondii (Peruvian cotton)
Lineage: Eukaryota; Viridiplantae; Streptophyta; Magnoliopsida; Malvales; Malvaceae
Product: protein PLASTID REDOX INSENSITIVE 2, chloroplastic
Exons: 3
Coding region: 66-614 (182 amino acids)
Biological process (GO): regulation of gene expression
Source: RefSeq, a predicted model, not a curated record
GGAUAAACGUUAAACCCCCGAAGGGUAGUAGAAGAAGAAAAGAAGAUAAGAGAGAGCAGAAAGAGAUGGGUUCAUUGAGCAAAGCUCUUCUCUCUUCCACGCUUCGCUCUCUUCCCUCCUUUUCUUCUCCCCCCACUCCCUUCUUCUCCUUUUCUUCUUCAUAUUCAUUCACUCCAAAUUCCCCUUCCUUUGCAUUCAAAAGCUCCUUCACUUCUUCUUUAACUAGCAAAGCCCCCACACCCAAUUCGCUCUCUUUCUCGUCCACCACCUUCAUUUGCAAAGCUGCCGAGUACAAAUUCCCUGACCCAAUUCCCGAAUUCGCUGAUGCUGAAAUGGAUAAAUUUAGGUCGCAUCUGCUCAACAAACUGUCCAAGAAGGAUACUUAUGGAGACUCGGUUGAAGAAGUUGUAGGAAUCUGCACCGAGAUAUUUAGUACUUUCUUACAUACUGAAUACGGUGGUCCUGGGACACUCUUGGUCAUACCUUUCAUUGACAUGGCUGAUACUAUAAAUGAGCGUGGGUUGCCUGGAGGACCGCAAGCUGCACGUGCUGCAGUUAAAUGGGCUCAAGAUCAUGUAGACAAGGACUGGAAAGAAUGGACUGGCACCAAUUAACAUAGAAUCUAAAAGCCUCCUUAUAUCAGGAAUGUUUGUUGUAAGAGGUAGUUCAGUAUUGAAAAUAGCAUUUAUUCUUACCCUGCUUCCUUUCGAGAUUGAGGUGUCAUUGUGAUUCUGUGUCUGAGCCGGUUUUGUUAUCGUAUGUAGUUUUAAGGAAGCUUUGUAUCAGAUAUCCAUGACCAGAAUAUGAUGCAUAGACAAUUUUGCAAUUUUAAGCUGUUGAUUUUUAAGUAGAAA